AACGGUGGAAAGGCAGAAAUGGGAUCCUGUUUGUGGAGUGCGUGGAAGAUGCGGGGCCCAUCCAAGGAAAUGGCCUUUUCUUCCCUCCUCUCCUCAUUUUCCUCUCCUCCCGUCCUCCGCCUGACCUCAGCCAGACCCAAAUUUCUUGCCGGAAUCUGGCCGAAUCCGCGGUCGUGGUUCCAAUGGAAGCCCACAGGGAGAGCUCGGAGCCCGCCCCCGAGACGGCGUCAGCUGCAUCCGCGGCCGCGGCCGCGGCCGCAUCGGUGCUCGGUGACGACGACCUCCUUCGCGAGAUCCUCCUCCGCCUCGGCCUCCCCACCGCCCUCGUCCGCGCCGCCGCCGUCUCCAGGCGCUGGCUCCGCUGCGCCUCCGACCCCGCCUUCCUCCGCCGCUUCCGCGCGCGGCACCCGCCCCGCCUCCUCGGCUUCUACGUCAACACCGGCGACGCGCAGCGCCUGCGCUUCGUGCCGCUGGCGCGGGACCCCGAGCUUGCCGCCGUCGUCCGCCGUGGGAGCUUCGAUUUGGGUGAAGAAGCCGGAUCCGUGCGGGACUGCCGCAACGGCCGCGUCCUCGUCUUCGUUGGCCGCAAAUACGUCGUGUGCAGCCCACUGCACCCUGGGCGGGGCAAUGACAACCUCCCAGAGCCCCCGUUCCCGCCCGAAGCUUACACCCUCCUUUAUUACUUGAAUGACUUCUUGUUCUAUGAGAACACUGAUGACAGCGUGUCGUGCACUUCGGUGACGGUGAUGUGCUCUCCGCGGCAAGCAUGGGUGCACCUGUCCGACUUACAAGCCGGAGUCUGGGGUGAAGGACGCUACUCAGGCAUGAUAGAUCUACCAGUACCAGGAACAUUGAGGGGAUGCGAUCACCAUGAGUUGUUUUCCAAUGGGAAACUCUACAUGAUGUGUCUGCCGCAUCACAUUGUUGGGUUCGAUUUGCCCUCUAUGAGCUCUUUCUGUAUUGAACUCCCAGACGCAGUGCAGUAUGAGUAUCUUGAAAACAUUGGGCUGUCCUGUGCCGAGGGAUCAGGAAUUUUCCUCAUCCACUUGAAGGGAUUUCAGAUUUCUGUUUGGCUCUACAGAACGGAUUGCAGCAGUAUUGGCACUUGGAAGCUAAUUGAUACGAUUUGUCUGCAGCAGGCAUUUCGUCACCUUGCAGAGCUCACAUGGGAUUUGCUGCCUGAUGUUAUUCGUGUGGCUGCAGUCGGGGACAAUGCCGACUUUGUGCUCUUGCGGAUAGAUCAUAAACUCUACUACAUGCAUAUUUCAAGCAGAACAGUGGAGAUGGUAUAUGAGGCGAGUCCAGGCCAUGGUUCCUUGUAUGGGGUCUAUCCAUUUAUGAUGCCUUGGCCUCCCACCUUCCCAGCACUGAAUGGUGGACAUGAUCAUGAUCAGUGAUCCUGCAAGAUUCACUUAUGAUGCCUUGGCCUCCAGAAUUGAAUGGUGGACAUGAUCAUGAUCAGUGAUCCUGCAAGGUUUGUCUCAAGUGAAUGGGAUGGGAUCAUUUCAAGCUAUGGGUUCAUGAUGUCCUUCUGUUCCUAUCCUGAUGUAAUUUAGAUGGAUGAAAAAUGUUAUAUGUGAUUAUCUGA
Setaria italica (foxtail millet) is the source of this 1588-nucleotide messenger RNA. RefSeq lists its product as uncharacterized. The transcript has 2 exons. The record is from RefSeq and is a predicted model, not a curated record. The coding region runs from base 183 to 1397 and encodes 404 amino acids. Gene Ontology annotation, molecular function: protein binding. NCBI's taxonomy places the organism in Eukaryota, Viridiplantae, Streptophyta, Magnoliopsida, Poales, Poaceae.